Ictidomys tridecemlineatus (thirteen-lined ground squirrel) is the source of this 1293-nucleotide messenger RNA. RefSeq names its product cholesin (gene Chlsn). The record is from RefSeq and is a predicted model, not a curated record. NCBI's taxonomy places the organism in Eukaryota, Metazoa, Chordata, Mammalia, Rodentia, Sciuridae.
GAAGCGCCGAGUCGCUGAAGGCGGGACAGGCGUGUACCUGAGGCGCGGGGCCGGCCGGAAGCUGGCAUUGGCGUUGCUGCAGGGCGCGUGCAGGAUGGCAAAACAGAAAAGAAAAGGUCCCGAAGUGACAGCGAAAAAGAGCAAAAAAGUAAAGAAGGCAUCUGCAGAAGAGAGACCUCAGGCACUUGAAACCACAGCAGACAACGAAGAAGCCAGCCCCAAGAGCCAAUCCUGCCUGCUGUUCCCAUCACCCCACAUUUCUAGCCUGCAGUUCAGAAGGGGGAGGAAUGGAGUUCCUCCUAUAGAGGGAGAGGCAGCAAGUAGGGUACAGGCCCCAGGCCCCGAGCUGUCACCAGAGGAAAGGAGGGUCCUGGAAAGGAAGCUGAAGAAAGAACGGAAAAAGGAAGAGAAGAAGCGACUGAGGGAGGCGGGCAGUGCCACAGCCCAGACCCCACCAGCCAGGCGCUCAGGUGCAGAGCUGGCCCUGGACUACCUCCGCGGGUGGGCCCAAAAGCAUAAGAAUUGGAAAUUCCAGAAGACGAGGCAGACGUGGCUCCUGCUGCACAUGUACGACAGCGACAAGGUUCCCGACGAGCACUUCUCCACCCUCCUGGCCUACCUGGAGGGGCUGAAGGGCAGGGCCCGGGAGCUGACGGUCCAGAAGGCGGAAGCCCUGAUUCAGGAGCUGGACGAAGCGGGCUCGGAGGCCGCCCUGCUGGAGAAGGCCCAGCGCCUCCGACAGGUGCUGCAGCUGCUGUCCUAGUGCAGGGAUGGAGUGGCACUCGGCUGCCCUGGGCUCUUCAAGACACACUGAGGGUCUUCAUUGGUCCAAAAGGAGAAAAGAGGGUCAUGAGUAGGUCAAGCCACUUAGAGCUGGGCUUCUGGGCACCAGACCCUUGGAAGGACCCCUGGACCCUCCUUCUGAACUCCUGACCUGCCUUGACCAGGGACUGGUUUCAUGGGUGACCAGGUCUAUGUACCUUCAGAACAGCAUGAUCUCCGUGAAAAAACCCUGGGACACCAGCUCCAGCCCCAAGUGGCCCCAAAACCCAGAUAUCUAUUUUUCUACCAGGGGUAUUUAAGAACUGGCCCUCCCCACCAGCUGUGCUUCCUCGGUGUUUGGGGUGUUGGUCCCCAAGUCAAUCCCUGCACCUUCCAUCUGACAGCCCUUCCAGCGUGGGCCUCACCUCCUUGUGUGGCCUCCAGCCUGGCUUCAGGGAAACCCUUGGGGGCAGCUGUCUGGAGCCUGUGCCUGUGCUGCCCCAUUUUCAAUAAAAAUCAGCCUGUCCUCAC